Molecule: messenger RNA, 3075 nt
Organism: Ylistrum balloti
Lineage: Eukaryota; Metazoa; Mollusca; Bivalvia; Pectinida; Pectinidae
Product: cGMP-gated cation channel alpha-1-like
Exons: 13
Coding region: 1-3075 (1024 amino acids)
Biological process (GO): transmembrane transport; monoatomic ion transport
Cellular component (GO): membrane
Molecular function (GO): protein-containing complex binding; monoatomic ion channel activity
Source: RefSeq, a predicted model, not a curated record
AUGAUUGGAACAUUGAAUUCAAAAGUAACAUUCUCGAAAGUAAUUUCCAUCAUGAAUUUGGAGGCCAACCCAACAGAUACAACACCCGACGUAGAUAUUGCGACACCGUCAUCACCGAAAAUAACAACUCCAGUGGGAACACCUUCUCCGGAAGUUCGAACAAAAAUGGAAAAUAGAAAGACAAGUACAUCUUCAAUUACAAGCAAUUCUUCAGGAAAGUCAAAGGCUCGACUUAACAUGAAAUCACGGUUAGGCCGUCGUUCGGAUCAAGUUUCAACCCUAGGAACUGGAGAAGAAGAGGAAGUUGGCAAGGGAUGGCGUAGUCUCAGAAAUGCAGUCAAGGUAACAAAUGCCGUAGCGACCAAGAAAAAGUCUACUGUAACACGAGAGGAUUCAUUUCUCAAAAAAUUCUCAACACGCCAGCCAUAUAGGGAUGAAUCUAUAUGUAAUCCCAUAGAAAACCAUACUGAAAAUGUUAGUAAACAGGAAUCAAAGGAAAAACAUAGGACAGUGUUUCGGAUGGACGGCAAUCUGAUGCUGUAUUGGACUGGUAUAGUCACGGUGGCCGUGAUGUAUAACCUAUGGACAUGCAUUGCACGCGAAGCGUUCCGAGAGAUACAUGAAGAUCACCUGUUUGUAUGGAUUACAUGUGACAUCCUGUGUGAUAUUGUAUAUAUCUUAGAUAUCAUAUGUCAGUUUAGAACGGGAUAUUUGGAUCAAGGCCUGAUGGUAUUUGAUUCUGUGAAACUGGCUAAAAAUUAUGUGUCUACGAAAUAUUUUUAUUUGGACCUUGCCUGUUUAUUUCCUUUGGAUUUUCUACAGUUUAUCAUAGGAAUACAUCCGAUGGUUCGAUUUCCGAGGUUUAUCAAACUCUAUAGAACAUUUAGGUUCUUAUACAUGCUAGAGUCAAGGACAGCUUAUCCAAAUUUCUUUCGAGUUGCCAAUCUUACACAUAUACUUUUCCUAGGGUCCCAUUGGUUUGCUGCUUUUUAUUACCUUAUAUCAGAAGCAGAAGAUUUUAAAGGGGACUGGUCGUACCCUAAACCAAUUGGAGAGUUCUCAUCAGUGACCCGGAAGUAUUUAGCUUCGCUAUUUUGGUCGACCUUGACCUUAACUACGAUAGGUGACCUUCCACCACCAGAAACUAAUUGGGAGUAUGUCUUUGUUAUAGUCAGUUACCUCAUCGGUGUAUUCAUCUUUGCCACGAUUGUUGGACAGGUUGGAAACGUAAUAACAAACCGGAAUGCCAGUCGACAGGAGUUCGAGAGACUUUUAGAUGGUGCUAAGUUAUAUAUGAGGAUGCACAACGUCCCCCCACAGUUACAGAAGAGAGUACAGAGAUGGUAUGACUAUGUAUGGAAACGCGGCCGGAUGAAGGGAUCCGACAUCAAUUCAUUGGGUAUGCUACCUGACAAGUUUAAAACUGAACUGGCUAUUCAUGUUAAUCUUGAGACACUGAAAAAGGUAACCAUAUUUCAAGAGUGUCAGCCCGAGUUUCUACAUGACUUGGUGCUGAAGAUGCGGGCCUACAUCUUCACCCCGGGAGAUUUAAUAUGUCGUCGUGGAGAAGUGGCCCGGGAAAUGUUUAUCAUAGCUGAUGGACUCGUCGAGAUCAUUAGUGAGACAGGGACAGUGUUGACACAAAUGGGAACUGGAGAUUUUUUCGGAGAGAUUGGAAUUCUUAACCUGGACGCCGGUAUCAAUAGGCGAACCGCCGAUGUAAAAUCAGUCGGCUAUUCGGAACUCUUCGGACUCUCGCGGGAAGACGUAUUGGAGGCACUCAAGGAUCACCCCGAGGCUGAGCAAAUAAUCAGAUGCUAUGGACAAAGACGAUUAAAGGAAAUAGAAAAACAUCGCAAACAGACAAAACAAUCAUCUACUGUUAGCGACGGUAAUUUAUCGACGGGGCAUCUUUGGUCGCCAAACUCACCUUGUAAAGGACUUCGAGCAAUUAUAACAGCUUCACAGAAAGCCUCACCAAACAAGCAAGGAGGGUUGCCAGGAAUUCGAAUAUCAAAUUUUGACGAAGAAAAAAACGAAAAAAGAAUGAAUGGGAAAUCGAAGCUUGUUAAUAGCGUAAAACGAUUAGUAGGUAGACGGAGUCAAAGGAAUGAUAAAACACAGCACAGGAAUCAUCAGACAAGCUUGGUACAUCCUGUGGAUACACUCAACAAAAGUCCGAUGUAUCCCGGGUACGAAACAGAGACAAAUCUCUCUUCUAACGUCAGAGGUAAUCCGAAUGGAACUUUAGUUUGUGAAGCUAUUGAGGACAGUCUUGACGGAUCUACACUUGGCUUAAAAAGUCUUCAGGUGAAAAAUGAUUGUUGUAACACGUCCCCGCGUUUUGAUUCUCUUGAACGACUUACAAGAUCUUCAAGUAAACAUCCAAGCGAUUCAUGUCAGAAACACAAAUCAUUUGAAAGUAAUACAUCUGUUGAAAAAGAGGAAUGCGGGAUGUGUUCAAGAAAUAGUUCACAGAAAAACGAGACAGGAGACAGCACGUCUUUGACGAAUGUGAUUAGCGCUGAAUUAAGUACACCCGUUUCAAAUACAACUAACACUUCAAAUCUACUUAUGCAAGGGGAUUCUGCACCACAGCCACCCGUUUCCAUGUCAACUAACAGUCACGAGAGUUGUGCUGACACAGUUACUAACCCUAACAGUGAUACAUCGUCCAGUGGACUGUAUCAACCACCAUAUCGAAAUUACAUCCGGGUCCUCCAAGGUACAUCAAAAUGGCCGGAAUCCUUCACUUUACCUGAUAAUAUAACGGAUAUAGAAGAAGAACACACACCUUGUAAUUCUCCUCGGAUAUUUAAUCGUCGUACAUCUGUUGGUUCUGCCCUUCCUGACAACUCUAGCAAGUGCUGUUGUUACAAAUUACGUCAUCAUCUUCACGAUAUGGAACACAAACUGGGUAACAUGGAAGAGGUUUAUAAAAACAGCUUAAAAAUGCUAAGUGCAAUUUCAGAACAACAAAUUUUAAUGAUGGAAGAAAUAAGCAAAAACAAAUCACUUUCCAUGGAGACAUCAGAAUGUUCAAAUGAACCAGACUUUGAAAGCACACGUUUAUAG